GACGACAAGACCAAAAAUAUACGAUCCGCUUGGCGUUGUUUGGACCAUCCACUGUUUUUAUUGGUCAAACAGUCCUGCGAAGAUGAGCCCCCUGUGUGGGGUCUUCCAGUCAUCCCCGUACGCGAGGGUCACACACUGAGACAGACCGCCGAUCUGCUCGCGGAGAACUACAUUCCGGCUGCCGCAAAGUGUCGCAUAUUCGGCAACGCCCCGUCCGCAGUUCACGUGUACAGGUAUCGAGACGCUAAAACCGGUGAACGCUUCGGUGUUCAGAUGUACUUCUUCAACGCCUACGUCGAUCGGACGUGGCACGGGGAAGACCUGAAGAUUCCUAUCAGUUCCUCGGCUAAGAACAUCAGUCCAUCCGAUCACGUCUGGAUUCGAGCACAAGAGUUGGACAAUUAUGUGCAAGAUAGGAAAAUGUUGCGAGUGUUUAAAUCAUUCAUGAUAGAAUACUAA
Echinostoma caproni is the source of this 459-nucleotide messenger RNA. The record is from the annotation of a GenBank genome assembly. NCBI's taxonomy places the organism in Eukaryota, Metazoa, Platyhelminthes, Trematoda, Plagiorchiida, Echinostomatidae.